UUUCUAAAUUAGGGUUCAUCGAAUCGUUACAUCUGCCAAAAGAGGGCUUUAAACCUUUUCAUUGAUGUCGGCAGAAGGGCACUAGAACUAAAUCAAUACAUUGAAGAUCAGUAGGUAAACCGAGAAAAUCGAAUUAGGGUUUAUCCGAUUUGUGAGACUUGAUGGGUAUCGUUGGUUCCAAGGCAGAUCACAACACUCCUUUGCUGAAUCUGUGUAAAGAGAGGAAGGAACUGAUCAGAGCAGCUAGAGAUGCCCGUUACCACUUAGCUAAAUCUCAUCUUCUUUACUUUCAAUCUCUUUUGGAUUUCACUAACGCUCUGAAUCAGUUUGUGCACAAGGACUUGAUCGUGAUUCCAUAUUCGGAUGACGAUUCGUCUAGCGAGUUGGUGUGUUCUGGUUCAUCAGAUUCAGAUUCGGAGUCUGAUUCAGACUCUAAUUCUCAUUGUUUAGCAUGUGAUGAAUCUCAAGCAGUUCCGUUGAGCAAGGAUGAUGAUCAAAACCCGCAAAAACCCUCGUCUGGAGAGCAGGCUUGCGGCUCAAGUAACAAUGUUCAGGAGGGUAUAGAGAAGUCAAGUGAAGGUGUAGGGUUAGUGGAGAAAGUGCCCGUGAUUGCUCCGGUUGAAGAUGAGAAGAGAGUUUUGGAGACUUUUCCUUCUAGUAACCAGCAGAACAGUUUCCAUGGUCACGAUCUAUUCGGUUUGUACGAUUUCUUGGCUAACACGGAGCUGGUUUAUACUGAACCGGAUCAGAGGUAUGAGACUGAGAGUGAUGUAUGGAGAGAGAUUAGGGAGAGAGAAGGGAUCCCUGAUUUGGAAUCUGAUAGUGAUCACAACGGUCUUGUAAGGAAGAAGAAUGUUCAAGAAAGCUCUUCAACGGGUAAAGACGCAGGGGAAGUUGACAAGAGGGAAGUGAAUAUUAGUGAUGAAGAAAACUCUUCAACUGCUAACGUUGUAGGUGAAGUUGAUAAGAGUGAUACUGAAGCAAACACUAGUAAUGGCAAGGCUGAUGAUGUCGAUGAAACGUGCACGCAAGAGAAGCAAACAAGUCCAGAGACUGCUACUGAAGUGACAAGAUCAGACGAGGAGCUUAGUGACGAAGCAUAUGAGUCUAGUUCUUCUUCUUCUUCUUUUUGUUCAGGUUCGGGUCAUACUGAUCUCAGGAACGUAGUAGAAAAGAUCAAUAGUAUAAGCAAGAAAGCUGCGAGUAGCAGUGAAGUCUCUGAUCUGCUUGAAGUGAGUAAAGUCAUUCCUCAUCAACCAUUAGGAUCCCAAUUCAAGGAACUUGCUUCAAGAUUACUCGGUAGUUCCAAGAGCUCGACUCGUGCUUUGCUCUUAAGACGUGGCUUGCCCCAAGAUAACCUCGCCGUUUCGCUUUCCAUGACACUAGAGAAGCUUUACGUGUGGGAAAAGAAACUUCACGCAGAAGUUACCGCCGAAGAAAAGCUUAGGGUUUUGUACGAAAAAGGCUACAGUUUUCUAAAGAGCCUUGAUCAGAGCGGAGCAGAACCGAGCGAGAUUUACGAGGCCGAAGCUGAGGUUAAGCUUCAUUUAUCCAAGGUUAAUGUUUCGGUUCGAGCGGUUGAGACAGUUUCAAUGAGGAUUCAUAAGAUAAGAGACGGAGAGCUUUCGUUUCAGGUGAAUAAGAUCAUCAAUGUGUUCAAAGAGAUGUGGAGAUUCUUGGCGAAAUGUCACCAUAAGCAGUUUCAAGCGAUCACGAGAAGCAAGUCUUGCGUUCACGUGGUUGAAAAAGGAUCUAGGAAAGUGACGCAGAAGGUCGAAGAACAGAUGAGAAGAUUUAAAGAGUCUUUGCGAAGCUACAUUGAUGCACACAGAGGUUUCGUUAGGUUCUUAAACGAGUGGCUUAACCGAAACAUCAUGGAGGAGGACGACCAAACAAAGACAGAAGCUCCUGAGAUAUUUAGGGUAUGUAGCGAGUGGCUAAGAGAGAUUGUGAAUGUAGAUGAAGUCAAAGUGUUGAGUGCUGUUGAAGAAAUGGAGUUGAGAUUUCGAGGCUUAGGGUUUAAGCAAUUAGAGGAGGAGAAAGUGAGGUUGAGAACAGAGAGGUUGUGUAAGGAGCUGGAAACGAAGACGAAGGAAGUGGAGGAGAGUUGGGGAGCGCAGGUUGAGGAGGUGAUGGGACCGGAACUGCUGUCGUUGAGAGAGAGUGCGACUCACGAAACAGAAAAGCAUGAGGGACUGAUCAGAGAGAUUAACGACGCUGUUUCAAUGACUUUGCAAGAGUGUUUGGUUCAUGUCUUCGAGGCCUUGGAGGGUUUUUGUUUUGGUAAUUUUAAGGCAUAUCAGAACAUUAGAAUCGUUUCGACAGAAACAGAAACUAUGUUAUUGUGUUAAUCAUAGAAACAAAUAUGUAAAUAAAGAAUUUUUUUUUUUAGUUUACAAAAAAAAAAUGUAAAUAAAGAAAAUAAAUGUUAUAAAUCGAUUGGUGGAUGUCCAUAACCGGUCCGGUCCAUAACCGGCCCAACACCUAGAGGGAGUGUCGGCCAAUCCUAGAGAGAGACAGCCGCAUGAAGAGAAGAAGAGAGAGACGGUUUAUGAGAAAAGGAAACUAUUUUUCUUUUUCCUUAUAUUUGUACACUUUUCAUAUUAUGUCUUUCCUUUUAUUUAUCUUGUAACCCCCACAUAAAGGGAAUACUUAUGAUUAAUGAAAUACACAGAAACUUACAGUUCUAAAUCCUAAGUUUUACAACACGUAUCAGCACGACAGCUCUAACACCCUGAGCCUAAAACCAAAUCGCUAAAACCCUAAAACCCUAAACGAAGAGGAAUCUGCCUUGAAACUUCAAAGAGGUCGUUCUCCCAAACCGUGAGGACCCAGAAAACGAUCAAGAUAUCAAAUCAAAGCCCUUGCCGAGACGAAUCAGUCAGUACAAACCGCUUGUCGAUCUGACCACCGACGUGCCCUCACGCACAGAUACGGUGCGCGCCGAUUUGCUUUGGAACCCUAAUCCGAACCCGACGAACCUUAAUCCGUCCCCGCGUCUGUUCCAGCUCGUAUCCACCUGAUCAGCUCCAGCUCCAAGGCGUUCCUGAUCCUAGACGAACUCAGCUCCAUCUUGAUCCGGGACAGCUCGCGUUCCAGACAGCAAAGCUUCCCGUUCGCAUCAGAGCCGCUCGCAAUCCCGACUGCAACAGCUCCCGUUCGACGAUCAGCUGCUCGCAUCUCCAACCUCAAUCCGUUCGCGUCCAGGCCAGCUCGUGUCCAGCUCGCGUUCCUGCCCAGCUCGAGGUUCAUUCUCUUGGUGGUCCAGUUUCAACAAUCUACAAACCUAAAGGUAUUUCAAAUUCUAAGAACA
Molecule: messenger RNA, 3313 nt
Organism: Brassica napus (rape)
Lineage: Eukaryota; Viridiplantae; Streptophyta; Magnoliopsida; Brassicales; Brassicaceae
Product: protein ALTERED PHOSPHATE STARVATION RESPONSE 1
Exons: 1
Coding region: 162-2351 (729 amino acids)
Source: RefSeq, a predicted model, not a curated record